Molecule: messenger RNA, 3006 nt
Organism: Xiphias gladius (swordfish)
Lineage: Eukaryota; Metazoa; Chordata; Actinopteri; Istiophoriformes; Xiphiidae
Gene: s1pr5b
Product: sphingosine-1-phosphate receptor 5b
Exons: 2
Coding region: 345-1574 (409 amino acids)
Biological process (GO): G protein-coupled receptor signaling pathway
Cellular component (GO): membrane
Molecular function (GO): sphingosine-1-phosphate receptor activity
Source: RefSeq, a predicted model, not a curated record
CCGUGAGUCACUUGGUGCUCGUGUUUGGAUUCUCCUCACUGAAAAGCAGAUGCAGUGCAGGAUAAGGGCAAUGCUACAACGAUUUCAAGGGUCUGGACCCUCUAACCAGAUCAAACAGAGCUCGGUAGCACCGUCUUCUGGCAAAAAGGAAAACAUCUAAGGAUUCUGGUGGAUUACACUCUAUCAACUUCAACAUUUAUUGAAGGAGCUCAGGCAUUUUUUUGUGUAUCUUUUUUUUUGUUGUUGGACUAAUUCUUCAGGGCUCCUACUGCCAGAAGCAUGUCAACAAAAAUGACUUCAUAGCCACUUACUGCAGGCAGAAUAGAAGAAACGCAACAUACAGCAUGGAGGCUUCGAGUUCCACUCAUGCAGGGACAUCCCCCUCUACACCCAUAUUUCCCACCUCCCCUACUCCCUCCUCUCCUGGCUACUUGCAGUUCUUCUGGGAGUACCAGGACAAUUCUGUCAUCGUGGAACAUUACAACUACACUGGCAAGCUGCAGAAAGACCGCUACCGCGAGGGGCUCAAGCCUGAGGGCAUUGCGUUCCUGGUGGUGUGUCUCCUCAUUGUCCUGGAGAACGCUGUGGUUCUCAUUGCCAUUUGGCGGAACAAGAAGUUCCACCUUCCCAUGUAUUACCUGCUGGGUAACCUGACUCUGUCUGACCUGCUGGCUGGGAUUACCUACAUGGCCAACAUUAUAAUGUCUGGACCUAAUACUUUGAAACUGACGCCACUGCUGUGGUUCCUCAGGGAGGGAGGGGUCUUCAUCACUCUGGCUGCCUCUAUCAUUAGUCUGCUGGCCAUUGCAAUUGAACGACACGUUACUAUGGUGACUAUGCGGCCAUACCACGGGGCAAAGCGGGGACGGAUGUUGGCACUGAUUGGUGCAAGUUGGGCCCUGGCAGGCUUUCUGGGGGUCCUACCAAUUCUGGGAUGGAACUGCAUCCACAGACUCGCCCAGUGUUCAACAGUGCUCCCGCUUUAUGCCAAGAGCUACAUCCUCUGCUGCGUAUCUGUGUUCAGUGCAGUGCUCCUGGCCAUCGUGGUACUUUAUGCCAGAGUUUUCCGCAUUGUUCGCACCAACACGCAGCGCCAGCGGUUGGGGCUGUCAGGCAGCUUGCGAAAAGGCUUAGCGAGGAAGUCGCAGAAGUACAUCGCCCUCCUCAAGACAGUCACCAUUGUGCUGGGCGUCUUCAUUGCUUGUUGGCUGCCCCUCUUCCUCCUCCUCCUCCUGGAUUUUUUCUGCUCUACCCACAGCUGCUGGUUGCUCUACAAGGCUGAUUACUUCCUGGGAGUAGCCAUGGUCAACUCGCUCCUCAACCCCAUCAUCUAUACUCUGACCAGUAAAGACAUGAGGAGAGCCAUUCUGAGGCUGCUCUGUCGGCCAUGUCUGAUGACCAGAGAUGGCCAAGUAAAGAAGAUCGGGAUGCCAUUCCUGGAGUGCAGUUUCAGUAAGACUGAGGUGGCCUCGCAGAAGUUAGAGGGGGGUCUGGAGACGACCAUUUCCUCUGGGAACGUUGUCACCACCCCGUCUCCAAUUAAAGCUCUUUACCCUAAACUCUUCAAGUCAUAAGGACACAGACUGACGGGUUGAGUCUAAAAAUGUGUGAAUGGGUUUCCCACUAAACAGAGGCCAUGUAGCACAUGUCUAUCUUCUAUAGAGAGGAGGCAGUUCUGGUAUUCUCAAAUUUGGAGUAUAGCCAGAAACAGAUAUUAUGGAGGCACAAGAGUAUCAUGUUUAGAAUAAUGUCUCACCUUGACAAGUCAAAAGUGGUACAAAUUAUAACAAUAUAACCACAGCUACGAACAUCAUGGUGACAUUAUUACAGACCAAAAGGCCAUAAGGAAGCCAUUCAAAUGUGAACAAGCAAACAAACUUUUUUAAGGGUUUGAUGAAAGUGAUGAGCCUCCUUAACUAAUUUGCACUGAAAUAUCACAAUAAAUGGAGCAGCAGCCUUGGAUGAAAUUUUCCUGCACUUCUGCAGUUUGUGUCGAAGCCUGGAAGGACAUUUCUGCAAACCAAAAGACUCUUGUGACUGAAAAAGUGUAAAUUGUGUAACAUUUUCACCGAGAACUGCUGGGUUAAUGGUGAAUGAGUGUGACUGUCUUUUCCCCUUUUUUCAGUUGGUGUGCUAGAUUUGAUGUGAUAAAAUCGUGCGGCACCCCUACAAAUAUCUGUGUACAUGAUGCAGCGAGAGUUACAGGGAGGGAGAAAGAUAAUAGGAAAGUGAAAAGUGGAACUCACUCUCAACUGUUCGUACAAAGACAACUCGGUGAAGAAUGUUGUGGCAUAGUUGUGGGAGGGGGGGCAAAAAAACUAAAAUCCCCGACUUUUUUUAAAAUGACAGAUGGUUAACCUAACUGAUGCCAAGUGAACGGUUGCUGGGUUGGUGUCCGAUUUUUUGAAUUGUCAGUCCGGCAUCCGCAGGAAAACUUCUACAGCAACUUAAACAACAAAAUUUCAUCAUAUAAUGCGAUUAACUGAUGGACGUAACAAUGCUUUCUUUUUGCUUUGACAUGCCGAUUGUUUAACUCCGACUGAAACCAAAUCACCUGCGAUCACCUGAAAGAAUAAACCCGAUAAAUGAUUUCGUCACAGAUCUAUUUUUCAACUUGCAAAUAAAGUUGUAGAUGUAAUGAAUCACCAUCAUCCAGCUGCAUCAGGAGUUUCAAGGACAAGAAUGUGACUGCACUUGUAAGCUAAAUCAUGCAGAAUCAGGCAGAUUCAUCACAGGGCAAUUAUUCCAAUACUUUCCUUCACUCCUAAUCAUGUUUACAGAAUAUUUCCGGUUAUAGUUUAAGGUACUGACUUUUUUAUUAUGAAAUGAGUUGGACACCAGUCUCUUUAUACAGAUGUUUUUUUAAUACAGUCUUUCCAGACCUUAAUUGAUGAAUGAGGCAGUGUUCUUCUUUGUACUGUAAUUCAUGUAGUGAACUUUUUGUAUUUCUGAAAACUUUUUAUAACAUCUAUAUUGUAAAUUAUAUCUAUUUUGUAACGAGAAAGG